CGGGAACACUUCUACAGGAUCAGGAAAUAGUACAGGAAAUAGUACAGGAAACAGCACAGGAAACCUUUCUGAGGGAAACGCUACGGGAAACCUCUCUGAGGGAAAUGCUACAACAGGAAACCUUCCCGAGGCACUCCGCGCAGGAAACCUUUCUGAGGCACUCCGCGCAGGAAACCUUUCCGAGGCACUCGGCGCAGGAAACCUUUCUGAGGCACUCCGCGCAGCAGGAAACCUCUCCGAGGGGAUCGGAGGUGGAGACCUGACUACAGAUGAUCUGGACGAGAUAAGUGCGCGCAUGCUGGCGGCCGGUGGCGUUGAAGAAUCCCCAACUACAAUGAAAAGGGCCUCCGAGCUCGCAGAACCGCACAAGGUCGAGAAGGUCGUGGGUGCCUUGGCGAUCGGGCUGUCUACAAGUUUAACGGACGCGGAGCUCAUGGCGUCAGCAGACAUUAAGAGCGCACUGCAAGCCGCGGUCGCAACUGGCUCCGGAUUUUCCCUGGAAGACGUGACAAUAGACUCGAUAAGCGCGUCGACACCUUCUGCUGCGGCGGCAGCCUUUCUAGCGUCACCUGGUUUAUCGUUGCGACAGGUACAGCUUCCUGACGAUUCGGCAGCUUACGACCAAGUUCCGAGAUUGCGGUUUGAGAAUAGCAGGCUCAGGUUCCAAGAACAAGAAAGAGAUUCAAGAAGGAGAAAAGCUGCUGUGAUCAACAGCGGCCCCGUAAGCAGAGUAGCACCAGAUCAUAGAGAAGCCGAUGGCGAAGCGUUUUCUCGCCCGAGUAGGGCAGGUAGCAGAGGUACGACCAAGCCAGAUGCGUUAGCAAGAGGGACGCCGCCGCGCCUGGGCGAAGCGAUAUUGAUCGCGGGAACCGGCGAGAUUGUCGGAGACACCGUGGCAAAUAAGAAUGAUAAUCAGAAUCGCGCGCAGCGAGGACGAGGCGCAGCAACAGCGUUGGAUCCCAUGCAGUCUCGCAACUGGUUGCCGUCAUCCUCAUCUUCGGUUGCCGAAAGCGAUAGAGUCCAGAUGAGUAGCAAGAUGCCUAGGAGCUCGACCAAGAAGACAGCGAAGGCUCUGUCGGUGCAGUACACGAUUGCCGUCAACAACAUUGACGAUAGCCAGGCGUCAGCAGCGCUCGCGAAUAUGACCAACAACGUGGGUGCCUACUCCGCGAGCGUAGCCGGUGCCGUGCAGUCCAACUUGCAGGCCAAGGGCCUGAACGUGACAAGUACCGCCGUACCAGAGCCGCAGGUAGAAGAGGUAGUCGUCGUCCCGUCUGUCGAAGAGACGGCACUGCAGGUGGAAGACCUCUGCAUGACCGCAGGGUUCGAAGUGAGUCUCGUCCUGGACGAUGCAAACGACACCCUGGAAGACUGCAUUGGAUACGGAUCAGCGCUCGGAAACCCCGUGGGAUACGCUAUCUUGGAAAAGUACGACGCGCUAGCAGGGGAGCAAGCCGCGCUCGUGGGGACGAACUUCACCGAUUCGCUGACUGUAUUUUAAUUUUCUCAGGAUGUUUUGCAUUUUUGUUCUGCAGCUUCAAAAUCAGCAGGGAAUUGUACAGAUGAAACACAGCAUGUUGUUUGAAGGAACUCCUUGGAAGAUGUUGAAGAUGUGUCUUUACGCAAACGCAAAUCAGACCAACCUGACACUUGCGGUCGUGCCGCUCCCUGGUGAGGCAUCGCAGCAGAGCACCUCGAGUUCCCUCUUGGAAGAGGCCGCAGCGGCAUCCUCCAGCAGUUUCACGCAGCUCACAACGCGCGUGAUGCGACGCGAAUCUGCUGAUGGCACGACAACUGCUGGACCAGCGGCACUUUUGGUACUUAUAAAUGCAGCCUCUCUUUUCAAAAGAGACUUUUGGUCUUGCAGUUCGGUUGCUUGCUAGUAAAAUGGAACUCCCCGAGGAUAGUGAUCAACGUCAGCCUCUUGUCGCACCAACUGCAUAGGUAAACUACACAUUGAAGUGGUCCGAGGCGAACGCGCAAAGCAACCCUGGCUUGGCGACAAUUCUGAUGGCGUUCACGCAAGACCCGGCUUUUUCGGAGGCGCUGGGAGAGAAGAUCCUGACGGUGGUCGACGACGCCGACCUGCCGCUCGCUGCGGUGGACUUUCAGUUCCUUGGCGCGUCCACAGGAACGGAAGUGAAGGCCACGGAUUCGCGAGGCCCCGAGAUGCCAGAAGACGCCGACGAGAUAGAUUCUGACACCGAGGAGGAGGACGGGCAAGCAAAUAGGCCAGACCUGCAAAUCGGCUACGCGGUAUCAAUUUAUGUUCUUCACUUGCCAGAAACUGUAUCCAUCAUGCACUGCUGCACUAGGAGUUGGAGUUACCACAUUAUGCAUUUUUGCGUGCGCACUCGCUGUUGUGAUAUUAGUACGACUGUUGCAUUAACUUUUUGACGGUUACGGUCGUGAUACACCAACAAACAGGCGCGUUCGGAGAGUACCGAGCGGAAUCUGGUUGCCGCGGGGUUGUUUGUGGCUCUACUGCUUGUGCUCUGCUCUUGGACCCGGAGCUGCUCCAGCGACACCGAUCCGAAAGGGGAGUUGAUGUGAAAAAAAUGAGGUUGGUUGGUCAGUUGUAAUACAAAAUGUCAAAUUGAAUUUGAAGUACUUCGAAAAUCCCCACUUGUACAAUUAUGUCAGUUAGUACCCCACGCUACAUGUUAGAAGAAGAAGAAAGAUUCCAAAAGAACGAGUCUGACCCGUCUGACACCCUUGUAUGAUGGUCUACGACGAGUAGACGAGCCCCCGCCGAAAUGUACACUUGUCUGGAAAGAUGUUGAGAU
Messenger RNA from Amoebophrya sp. A120, 2786 nucleotides. The record is from the annotation of a GenBank genome assembly. Lineage: Eukaryota; Dinophyceae; Syndiniales; Amoebophryaceae.